This is a messenger RNA of Exserohilum turcica Et28A, 1683 nucleotides long. RefSeq lists its product as uncharacterized. The record is from RefSeq and is a predicted model, not a curated record. Gene Ontology annotation, biological process: DNA-templated DNA replication; regulation of DNA repair; DNA repair. Gene Ontology annotation, molecular function: ATP binding; ATP hydrolysis activity; single-stranded DNA helicase activity. The transcript is spliced from 2 exons. Lineage: Eukaryota; Fungi; Ascomycota; Dothideomycetes; Pleosporales; Pleosporaceae. The coding region runs from base 1 to 1683 and encodes 560 amino acids. Gene Ontology annotation, cellular component: nucleus.
AUGGUCCAUUGUCCCAUCUGCGCAAACGCCGUCAAAGACGCCCGCAUCAACGAACACAUCGACAGCGGCUGCAGCGACUUUGUUGUCGCCGUCGACGCCGAGCCGCAGGCCCCGCCGAGCCUGGGAAAGGCCCACAGCUUCUUCACGCCCGGCGCACGCAAACCACCGCCAUGUCCUCCGCGACCAGCUCCAGCUCCAGCUCCAGCCGCGCCCCAGCUCUUACAGCGGCCUGCAACGCCCCCGUCGCUGCGCUCAAAGCGGUCGUGGGAAGACACGCGCGAUAGACAACCGAAUGGCGACGCUCAAUUGCAGUCGCAGUCGCAGUCGCAGUCGCAAUCGCCCUCUGCCCCCAAGCGGGCGCGCAAGCUCAAGGCCCUCCAAGAUGCCAUGCCACUGGCCGAACGCAUGCGGCCCUUGACGCUCGACGACGUCUACGGACAGGAGCUCGUUGCCCCCGGAGGCAUCCUGCGAGCCAUGGUUGACGAAGGCCGGCUGCCGUCCAUGGUGCUGUGGGGGCGCCCGGGAACAGGCAAAACCACCAUUGCACGAUUGAUAGCAAACACGUCGGGCGCCCGCUUCGUCGAGAUCAACAGCACCAGCACCAAGCUCGACCAAGUGCGCUCCAUCUUCGCCGAAGCCUUCAACGACCUGCAGUUGACGGGCCGCAAGACCAUUGUCUUCUGCGACGAGCUGCACCGCUUCUCCAAGACGCAGCAAGAUGCCUUCCUUGGUCCCGUCGAGUCCGGAACCAUCACGCUCAUUGCCGCCACGACCGAGAACCCGUCGUUCAAGAUCAUCUCGGCUUUGCUCUCGAGAUGCCGCACCUUUACCCUCGACGACCUCGGCCACAACGACCUGGUCCGUAUCCUAGAGCGCGCAAUGGCGGCAGAAGAGUGCACUUCGCCGUUGCUCGACAAGCCAAUGCUCGAGUACUUUGCCCGUUUCUCCGACGGCGACGCCCGAACCGCCCUCAAUCUCCUCGACCUCGCCAUGAACCUGGCCAAACAGCCAGACGUGACCAAGGAAAAAAUACAGCAGAGCCUCACAAAGACACUGGUAUACGACCGUGCCGGUGAUCAGCACUACGACACCAUAUCUGCCCUCCACAAGUCGAUACGGGGCUCCGACCCAGACGCCGCCCUGUACUACCUCACACGCAUGCUAGAAUCUGGCGAAGACCCACGCUACAUUGCCCGUCGCCUGAUUGUCGUCGCCUCGGAAGACAUCGGGCUAGCAGACAACACCAUGCUCUCUCUCGCUAUCGCCACAUACUCGGCCUGCGAGAAGAUUGGCAUGCCCGAAUGCCGCAUCAACCUCGCCCAUGCCGUGACCGCCAUGUCACUCUCGCCCAAAUCCACCCGUGCAUACCGCGCCAUGCACACCGCCAUAGAUGCGCUGAAGGAGCCUGGUGUCGCCGCACUACCAAUACCUCACCAUCUACGCAAUGCCCCGACCAAGCUGAUGAAGGACAUGGGCUACGGAGAGGGAUACAAGUACAACCCACACUAUCACGAUGGCAAGGUCAAGCAGGAAUACCUGCCCGAGGCCCUCAGAGGCCGCUCCUUCCUGGAAGACACCGAUUUGGGGACCAAGGUGGAUCCCGACUUGAUCGACGACGAUGAAUUGAUGCCCGUGCGACACUGUAUAUUUUCGUGGCCAUCAGCAUCGACACGCAGCACUUGA